Molecule: messenger RNA, 4557 nt
Organism: Hirsutella rhossiliensis
Lineage: Eukaryota; Fungi; Ascomycota; Sordariomycetes; Hypocreales; Ophiocordycipitaceae
Product: rhoGEF domain-containing protein
Exons: 2
Coding region: 1-4557 (1518 amino acids)
Molecular function (GO): guanyl-nucleotide exchange factor activity
Source: RefSeq, a predicted model, not a curated record
AUGGUUCGCGUCACCGACGACCUGGCGCUCUCGCCCGAGAGCGUCACCCUCUACCAUGCCUCGGACUCGCUGCUUGGCCAGCUGCCCGUCCUCGUCUUCCACGGCCCCUCGACCACGGCAAACUACACGCUCAACAGCUCGCGCGUCCAGAUCCACGUCUUCUCCCCCGUUGGCUUCCAGUCCUUUCCGCGCAUCACAAUCUCCCCCAGCUCCGCCUUCUACGGCGUCGUCAACCACCUGCCCCGCGAGUUCCAGGGCGACGAGGUCUAUCGCGCCCUGGCCUUUGGCCUGUUCAAGUACUUUAGCGAGCUCCCCGAUGCGGUCAAGGCCCAUCUCAGGACCUGGUGCCCGGCACGGGGCAAGAGGCCCAGCAGCGCCCCGGAGCUCUUUGGCGAGCAGCAUGCCGCCGACUUGGUCAAGUCCAUGGUCAGGAGCGAGAGCACAGCCACUGUCAUUGCCGCCCUGCACGAGGCCCUGCAGACGCAACACCUGAGCAACGUCGAUCUCGAUCUUGUCCUGCCCCCCGGCGCCAUCGUCGCUCUCCAGCCGGCAGACCUCGAGGACGUGCCGGAUGAUGAGGACGACAUACUGGAUCCGACUCUGCGCCAGUAUGGCGGCUACACGCCGCUUGUCCGGCUCUUUGGCGAGCCCGUCUUCCUGCCCACGAGCAAGCUGAGACGUGCCCCGUCCAAGCCGACGGCCCUCAACCGGAGCAAGUCAUUCUCCAGAGACCAAAAAGUGGAGCUACGGAUGAAGCUGGCUGAGCUGGUCGACACGGAAGAACGUUACGUGGCGAAGCUGAGCGAGCUCGUUCACCAUGUCGCCGGCGAUUUCAGAGAGUCUGCAAAGAAGCGCCUGUCAGGCAGCCUGAGUCCGUCCGAGGAAGAGCUCGAGAGGCUCUUUCCCCCAUCCGCCGACGAGAUUCUUCGAGUCAACUCGGCCUUUCUCGACCAGCUCAAGGCCAUCAUGAACGAAACAGAAGAUGAGGCCUUCAAGGACAUGGAGUCGCUGACGUCGAACCUGGUCGUCCCAAAGGCAGGAGGGUCGAUUCGGGUAAAAGACUCAAGCGGCGCCCUAGCCAUGGCACGCCUGUUCCUUGACUGGUUCCCCAGGUUCACUGAAUGCUACCAAGACUACAUCAGGGCGAGCCAGCACUUCCCCUCGCUGCUCAACUCCUUUCUUGACCAACAGUCCAGCUUCAAGCAGCGGGUUAACCAGGCUGGCGAGCAGACCAUCCGAUCUAUUCUCAUCGAACCAGUGCAGCGGCUACCUCGCUACAGCCUCCUCAUUGACCAGAUAGUGAACUCUCUGCCCAUGGUCCACCCGGCCUUGCAGCCGAUGCUCAAGGCGAGGGACAUUAUCACAAACAUUUGUUCAAUGGACGACCCUCUGCCAGACAAGCCCCAUGUCGCCGGCCGACUCCGCAACAUGAUUGAAUCGUGGCCGGUCGACUUUGAGCCCCAAGGACGGCUCAUUCUGGCCGCCGACUUCAUCGAGAUGACCCCUCCCUUUGUAUCCUCUCCCGGCGAGCUCGAUACUGCGGGUGCGUUGUUGCUCUUCUCGGACUGCAUAGUCGUGUUGAAAAAGACGGGCACGUCCAUGUCUGGGCGGGACUUGCUGCGCGAGAUCGACAAGCCGUCUGCUGCCGAGCUCCUCAUCUCGAUGACCAACGCCGCUGGCGGGACCUCGUCGUACGAGUUUGCCUUUACUGGGUGGCACAGCCUCGCCGACGUGCGCUUCACCGAGUCGUCCAACGGCUCCACGGUGUGGAUGACGUCGACGCAGAGCAUGGAGGGCUGGGACGCAGGGGAACACAAGACGAGCAAAUGGCCGACGUCCCGCUGCUUCCUGCUGCAAGAGGCCUUUGAGGGCAAGGCCGCCAAGUGGACCGAGGACGUGGUCAAGGCCCGGGUCGAGGCUCGCUUCUCGGAGCGGGAGCGCGAGGACCCUUGCUGGUCGUUACGGUCAGUUCGCAUGCAGGAUAGCGACCUGGGACUGCAUGUGGCCGUCUUCCAAGAGGCAGCGCACGAGCUCGUCGAGGGCCGGCGCGAGCCCGCCCCCAUCAGAGUGGUUGUCGACCACGAGAAGGGCACCAAGGGGGCGCCCGUGGGACACUACGGAGUCGAGAUUGUGGUCAACGUGUCGAGCAAGAACAUGAAGCGCGUGUCGAUACUAACUGUUGGGCUGGGCGGGAAACAGUUCCAGGACGAUGUUGCGUUGGAAGACUUUCUGCCAACCAUGUCGCGUCGAGUCAUCCAACUGCUCAGUACACAAUUUGGCAUAGCAAAUGCGAACCUGACAGCCGCCAUGGUGUCUUAUUACGCCAGGAUCCUGCGGGGAUUGAGCUUGUCCAGCCGGGCGGAGAAGUCGAAGUCGUUUCUGCCCACGUCUCCAGUGAAGCUGAUUUCAAGCCUUUGGAGCAACUCCCAUCACAGUCUAUCGGAUGCGCCUGCGGGCGGCGCCAAACACCAGCGGCAACAGUCACUCCCCCCCAGCGACAGCCAUCACUCCAUGCACGGUUCACUCAAGGGCAGAGACGACCGCCCUCGGACGGCCGAGGACCGACCGGAGAACCCUCUGAUGCGACUGGAACAGACCUUUACGGGCUACAUUGCGGCGCUGCAGUGCCGAAAGGGUGCGAUUGUCGGUCGCACCGUGUUGAAUCGAUCGGGCGUCGACGAGCUUUCGGUCAACGACUUGUACAACAGGCUGAUUGAGAGCCCGUUCGACUUUGAGGCUGCCAACGAUCUCGGGACCGACGUCGUCUUUGUGGCCUUUGAGAACUUUCUGCGCAUAGCCUGGACCGGACAGAUGGGGCCCAUCAUGACGAUGCAAGCCCUCGACACCCUGCAGGAAAGGGCGAACAAGAAGGUGCCAGGAAACUUUGCCGACUUUGUCAACUAUCUGUUCCGGGAGAUGGCGCCGCAGAAUCGCCGGGCCUUCACGGCCGUCAUCAAACUGCUGGCGGACCUGCUGGACGGGUGUGGCAACGACAGCGACCGCGGCGCGCUCACCCUUGCUUUUGCGGAGCUGCUCGUCACCGACGGGACGGCGCCCAACUACAUCAACCUCCUCGAUCGCCUGGUGGAGGACUGCGACAGGAUCUUUGACGAUCCUGGCGCAAACGCCGGCCUCGUGAGGGGAGCCGGUCCAGAGUCGGCCAACUCCAUCGGGCGCCAUGGAAGGGCCCAGACGGGGUCGAUGACAUCCAACGCAUCGUCGCUACGUCGCAAGUUUGGCCUAGAUAUGCUCCUGAGACAGAAUCCAAAGGAGGAGAGGCCAUCUAUGUGGCGUAGCCUGAGCCGGCACCGGUACCCAGCGGCGGGUGAGUCCUCUAGCCUGUCCCGAGGGGUCACCGGGCGCACACGGUCCAGCGACGACUGCAACGUGGCCAAGAGAAUACACGGCCGCCCCAUGUCGCGGGAGCGGCCCCCGAUAGCGGGUGCCUUUGACGACGCGCCGCAGAGACCGGCCAGCUCGCACCGCCUCGACUUUCCCCUCGACACCAUCGGCGAGCCGUCUGGGGAGCGCACGGGAUCCAAGCCCGGACGGCGGAAGCGGCGGAGCUCCCUGUCGGAUCUCAACGACUUCAUGGCGGCUGCGACAAUCGAGGACGAGCCCCUACAGCCUCUGCAGGCGACGAAGCAGACGUCUGGCAAGGUCAACGCGAGCACGCCCGUCACGACGCCAAGGACGACGACGCCGUCGAGACUGCCCAUGAGCCCCAAUGCGGCUCAUUCGCUGCGGACGCCGCGGCAAAAGGAAAAUUGGGCGGAUCCGUUUAGCAGUAACCCCCUGAUUGUAGGACCGCCCUUGGUCCGACCCGAUUCGCCGUCGAAGCACGACUCCCCCGCAAAGCUCUCGUUUCCCGGCAGGCCGCAAGAGACGCUGGCGAAGCGCCGAGGGCAUUCCAAGACACUCUCAUCCUCCAGCAUUCCGAUGCUCAAGGCGAUGAGACCGGCAACUGCGGGAGCCGAUUGGUCGAGCCGGCCAGCCAGCCCUACGAGAUCGGGCGCGCAGAAGCUGCGACUGCAAUCGCCGCAGAGGAUCAGAGAGCGUCUCCACACAGACAGGAAGGCGGUGCACGAGAUUGACGUUUCGCUGCAAUCGGAGCUAUCCAGGAUCGGGGCCGACCUGGCUCGCGUAAACAGCGCCGAUGCGGAGGCUGGGUCUGAGCCCGUCGACGUGCGACAGCUCGCCGCGUCGGUCAAGGCGCUCGAAAGCAGCGUGCCGGCGGUGAUGCGCGACCUGGUGGAUCGGCAGGCGACCCUGCACAAGGAAAUGGACACGAUCCUCAAGACGUCCGAGGCCAAGAUCCGCGCCAUCGACCAGCUGCACAAGGAGGCCGUGGCGGAGAACGAGCUGCUGUACGAGAAGUUUAACAGCGAGCUCGGCAAAAUUGUCAAGGCGGUGCGGGGCCGGGGCAAGGACGACAAGGAGGAGCUGGUGACGAAGCUCAAGGAGCAGGGGGAGGAGAUGGCGCGGCUCAAGAAGGAGAACACGCGGCUCAAGCGGGACACUGUGAGCCUGCGGGCGGCGCUGAAGGGGAUAGAGUGA